AAGGCAAGGCCUUCGGAGUUGCGGAGAUUUUGUAGAGACCUAUGCUACGCUCGGCGGAAAAGGAGAAAAUGACGGCUAAUGAAAGGGACAAACAGCUAUGCAAAUAGUAGAAAGCUACCUUUCCACCCAAGAACUAAGCUGAGCGGUGAAACCAGGUGGCACGAAUAUGUUGGCGUCAUCUCGCAGCGCCCGAAUCACUACCGAGAAAGGAAAGGCCUUGGUAUAUCUUCUGUGUCUCUGGUGACUUUGUUAAAGUUCAUAGCACAGCUACAGAAGAAUGUGUACACAUAUUGCAAGGGCACAGAAAUCUGGUGACUGGAAUCCAACUCAACCCCAACAAUCAUCUACAGCAGGGUGAUGUAGAGGCAGCACGCACCCCUGGCAGUGAGAGUGGCCCCACCAGGCUCCUUCCCCAGGAACUGCUCAGCAUCAAGCUACCAUAGCUUUAAGCUAUGAUCAUCUGUGCUUUAUCUCAAUAUAUGUUGUACAUCCAUUAGCAAGAUGAAUCCCAAGUUGUAUUCUUGUUCCUUUGAUGGCACAGUUAAACUGUGGGACUAUGUAGAUGGCAUUUUAAUAAAGACUUUCGUAGUAGGGCUUAAACUUCAUGCCCUCUUUACUCUACCCAGUGCUGAGGAUUCUGUCUUUGUUAUAAUAAAUAAAGAAAAACCAGAUGUAUUUCAGCUGGUUUCAGUGAAACUGCCAAAAUCAUCAAGCCAGGAGAUAGAAGCGAAGGAGCUCUCCUUUGUUUUGGAUUAUAUAAACCAGUCACCCAAGUGCAUUGCCUUUGGAAAUGAGGGGGAAUAUGUUGCUGCAGUACGGGACUUUUACUUGUCUGUUUAUUUUUUCAAAAAGAAAACAACAUCAAGGUUUACUUUAUCAUCAUCAAGAAAUAAGAAACAUGCUAAGAACAAUUUCACAUGUGUAGCAUGUCACCCAAAGGAAGAUUGCAUAGCAACUGGUCACAAGGAUGGCAAAAUUCGUCUUUGGAGGAAUUUUGAUGAUGAUAAGAAAUACACAUACACAUGUUUACAUUGGCACCAUGAUAUGGUUAUGGAUUUGGCUUUUUCAGUGACAGGCACCAGUCUGCUGAGUGGUGGUCGUGAAUCUGUCCUUGUAGAGUGGCGCGAUGCAACAGAGAAGAAUAAGGAGUUCCUCCCCCGUUUAGGAGCUACUAUUGAACACAUUUCAGUCUCACCAGCAGGGGAUUUGUUCUGUACUUCUCACUCUGAUAAUAAAAUAAUAGUCAUUCACAGAAACCUUGAGGCUUCCGCAGUAAUUCAAGGCCUAGUGAAAGACAGUAAUAUCUUCACCGGUUUGAUGGUUGAUCCCAGAACUAAAGCUUUGGUUUUAAAUGGAAAACCUGGCCAUUUGCAGUUUUAUUCUCUCCAGCAUGAUAAGCAGUUGUACAAUUUAGAUAUUAUACAGCAAGAAUAUAUCAAUGAUUAUGGUCUGAUCCAAAUCGAGCUAACAAAGGCUGCAUUUGGCUGCUAUGGUAACUGGCUUGCAACAGUGGAACAACGUCAGGAAAAGGAAACAGAGCUUGAAUUGCAAAUGAAACUGUGGAUGUAUAAUAAGAAAACACAAGGGUUUGUUCUUAAUACAAAGGUUAACAUGCCACAUGAAGACCACAUCACAGCUGUCUGUUUCUGUAAUGCAGAAAAAUUUGAAAACCCCACCUUGGUUACAUCUAGUAAAGAUGGUCACUUCAAAGUAUGGAUAUUAACAGAUGAUUCUGAUAUAUACAAAAAAGCCGUUGGCUGGACUUGUGACUUUGUGGGUAGUUAUCACAAAUACCAAGCAACUAACUGUUGUUUCUCUGAAGAUGGCUCUUUACUAGCAGUCAGUUUUGAGGAAAUAGUUACAAUAUGGGAUUCAGAGACAUGGGAACUUAAAUGUACAUUCUGUCAACGAGCUGGGAAAAUAAGGCACCUUUGCUUUGGGAGAUUGACUUGUUCAAAGUAUCUUCUUGGUGCUACUGAAAAUGGCAUUCUUUGCUGUUGGAAUCUGCUCAGUUGUGCAUUGGAAUGGAGUGCAAAAUUAAAUGUUAGAGUUAUGGAACCUGAUCCUAAUUCAGAGAAUAUUGCUGCAAUCUCUCGGUCUUCAGUGGGUUCAGACUUGUUUGUAUUUAAACCUAGUGAGCCAAGGCCAUUGUAUAUUCAAAAGAAUAUCUCCAGAGAGGAAGUCCAGUGGGGAGUGUUUGUUCCACGAGAUGUCCCUGAAUCAUUCACCUCAGAUGCUUACCAAUGGCUGAACAGAUCCCAGUUUUACUUCCUAACAAAAUCACAGAGUUUAUUGACAUUCAGUACAAAGUCUCCAGAAGAGAAACUCACACCAACAAGCAAACAGCUACUAGCAGAAGAAAGUCUUCCAACAACCCCAUUUUAUUUCAUAUUGGGAAAGCACAGGGAACAGCAGGAUGAAAAAAUAAAUGAAGCUUUCGAGAGUGAACUGGUACAACUACCCUUAACAGAAAAUAUACCUGCGAUUAGUGAGCUUCUUCAUACUCCAGCCCAUGUAUUGCCAUCUGCUUCCUUCCUGUGCUCCAAGUUUGUAAGCUCAUUGCUGCUGUCUAAGGAGACCAAGAGUGGUGAAGAAAUUCCUGAAGAUGUAGAUAUGGAAGAAGGAAAAGAAAGUGAUGAUUCAGAUGAAGAAAAUGAUUUUACUGAAAAGAUCCAGGAUACAAAUAACACAGACUUGGGAGAAGACCUUCUACAUCAGUUGUCAAAAUCUGAAGAAAAAGAACUAAGAAAAUUCAGGAAAGUAGACUACAGCUGGAUAACUGUCCUUUGAGCCUUGGAGGUGGGGGAAGGUUCUUGCACUUUGUGUUUUUUUAUUGUACAUUGAUACUCCAAAAACAUCUAAUGUUCUUUCUCUUCUUAAAAUAUUAAAUAUGAACAGGAUUUACUUUUUAAAUAACUGGUAA
Acinonyx jubatus (cheetah) is the source of this 2923-nucleotide messenger RNA. It is a transcript of the gene WDR75, whose product is annotated as WD repeat domain 75. The transcript is spliced from 22 exons. The coding region runs from base 502 to 2790 and encodes 762 amino acids. Gene Ontology annotation, biological process: positive regulation of rRNA processing; positive regulation of transcription by RNA polymerase I. Gene Ontology annotation, molecular function: RNA binding; protein binding. The record is from RefSeq and is a predicted model, not a curated record. Gene Ontology annotation, cellular component: nucleolus. NCBI's taxonomy places the organism in Eukaryota, Metazoa, Chordata, Mammalia, Carnivora, Felidae.